Messenger RNA from Pseudonaja textilis, 1353 nucleotides. The record is from RefSeq and is a predicted model, not a curated record. NCBI's taxonomy places the organism in Eukaryota, Metazoa, Chordata, Lepidosauria, Squamata, Elapidae.
GUUCGACCUUUCGCGCUCCGCGGCGAAUCAUGCUCGCUCUGCCCGCCCUACGGCUUCUGACUCGCCACCCGCGCCAGGGACUUCUGCGGGGCAGCCGGGCGGUUUGCGCGGCGGCGGAGAACGGGGGGAAAACCACCAGCCCAGGACCGCAAGCGCCGCCCUUCGACGCCGGGCUGCUGGAGAUCCUCGUGUGUCCCCUGUCGAAAAAGCCGCUCAGAUAUAACGAAUCCACAAAUGAGUUAAUUAAUGAAGAACUAGGUAUAGCAUACCCCAUCAUAGAUGGCAUUCCUAAUAUGAUACCUCAGGCAGCAAGAAUGGUUGGCAAGGAGAAGCAGGAAACAGAAUCUGAGCAAACCUAGAAGAUUAUCCUCUUGGAAGGAAGUUGGAAGACAAGUGGAGUAAGAUGUUUCCCUCAUUUCCUACCAUGACUGUACUUGUCCCGCUGUUGUCUUUAGUUGGCCUCUUCUAUUCAGCCAGUGUAGAUGAAAACUUCCCCCAGGGCUGCACAAGUACAACCAGCAUAUGUUUCUACAGCCUGCUGCUUCCAGUUACAAUACCAGUUUAUGUAUUUUUCCAUCUUUGGACCUGGAUGGGCCUUAAACUUUUUCGCCACAACUAGAUUGUGCUUAACUCUUUAAGAAGCCUCUUAAAAUAAAGAAUGAAGUUUUUUGAAAACUGGUUUCUUAAUAUUCUGGCCUUUAUAGUACACCUGAAAUGAAACGGAGGCUAACUAUCUUCAGAUGCAAGUACAUCCAAGCAAAUUGAAAAGUCCCUUGCUCAUUAGGGCAUGCCUACUCAAAGCACACAGGAAUAUCAAACAAGAAAUCAAAUAUGAAAAUCAAGAAAGCAAUACGAAGGGAUACAAGGCAAGUCUUCUUUCAAUGAAGGAUCUUAGGCAUGCAACAACGCAGUCUGGAUGUGUAGGAAAUGUCAUUUUUCUAAUCUUUGGUGAAAAAAAAAUUCUGCAGAAUUAUUCCAAAAGACAGUUUCAUUACCUGAUGAUUACAGGCAAUUAUUUAUAUAGACUGAGUACAAAAUAGUGUUUUGUCAAAUCCAUAGAUGAAAAGCUCUGAAUGAAUUAGUAUUUGAAUGUUAGUACAUUCAAAUACAUUUCAGCUCGGAAUGUGUAAGAGGGUCACAGGUAAACUAUAUGUAAUAGUGUUCUUGGCUUACUGACAAUGUAAUGUUAGACUUGAUUUCUCUUUGAUGAAGCUGCACUAUUGUUCUGUACAGACCCAGGAUUUUGAACUCAGAUCCACAAAUACAAUUGUGUUGUGUCACAAAAGUUGACACUAAAUGAAAAAUAACAAAAUUGAAUAGGAAAUGGUUUCUAAUAAAGCAUCUGCAGUGCCU